Aspergillus oryzae RIB40 is the source of this 540-nucleotide messenger RNA. RefSeq lists its product as uncharacterized. The record is from RefSeq and is a predicted model, not a curated record. The transcript is spliced from 5 exons. Lineage: Eukaryota; Fungi; Ascomycota; Eurotiomycetes; Eurotiales; Aspergillaceae. Bases 1 to 540 code for a protein of 179 amino acids.
AUGCUCCUCAUGAAUUCCCCUGGCCUUCCCUUAAAUUUGCCAAUGAAGUUCUCCUCCCCUUUAACUGUCAAGCUCCAGACUCUUCAGAAUCAGUUCGACCUCGGCAUCUGCCGCUUCGAGUAUAUGCUCGGGCACAAUAGAUGGGUCCACCCCGAGUGCUUCAGCCAUUCCCUUCAGGGCUGUUUCGUCUGCGUGUUCUACCGUACUAUCAUCAACCACACCACGUCUCGCGAGAGCUUUCGCAAAAGCAUCAUAGAUGUCAUUCCAGGCUAUACUUCCAGAAGCAGCAAGGAAAAACCCGUCCUUAUUAUAUCCGAUAUCGCUACCGAGCAAGAUUUGCCUCUUCUUCGCCGCUUUCACGACUGCAACGUCCUGAAUAGAAGUGCGGUUGCCGAACCCCUCUCCCUCUCCAUAUACUAUGCAGGGAGCAAGUAUGUAACCUCGCACUCCGUUCUCCUCUGCGGUGUCAAUAACUGCGACAUUCGUUCUAAGACCCUGUUCAGUAGAUUAGCGACCGUGUCGCUGUAUGCACCGAAUUAG